Molecule: messenger RNA, 1055 nt
Organism: Gossypium raimondii (Peruvian cotton)
Lineage: Eukaryota; Viridiplantae; Streptophyta; Magnoliopsida; Malvales; Malvaceae
Product: germin-like protein subfamily 1 member 14
Exons: 2
Coding region: 112-795 (227 amino acids)
Cellular component (GO): cell wall
Molecular function (GO): manganese ion binding
Source: RefSeq, a predicted model, not a curated record
AAUCAGGACGAGUUCUUUUGUUUCAAUGCCUAUAUAUAGACCUGUUUGCCAUGCAGGAUUUCCCACCCCUCUCCCAAGUAGUAGCAUACAUUUCGUACUUACACAUCAAUUAUGAUGAAACGACUUCAACUUUUCGUUGCAGCUUUUGCCAUCUUGGCCUCCAGUUCCUUAUUAGCCUCAGCUUCUGAUCCCAGCCCCCUGCAAGAUUUCUGUGUAGCCAUCAAUGACACCAAGAAUGGUGUGUUUGUAAAUGGAAAGUUCUGCAAGGACCCAAAGCUUGCCAAUGCAGAAGACUUCUUCUACUCAGGGCUUAAUAUCCCUAGAAACACCUCAAAUCCGGUUGGAUCAACUGUGACUCCUGUCAAUGUGGCACAAAUACCGGGACUUAACACUCUCGGCAUAUCUCUAGUUCGAAUUGACUAUGCUCCAUAUGGUGGCCUAAACCCUCCUCACACGCACCCUCGUGCAACGGAGAUCCUUGUGGUUUUGGAAGGCACACUUUAUGUCGGUUUCGUUACAUCCAACACAGAUAACCGCCUAAUCACCAAAGUCCUAAACCCUGGUGAUGUGUUUGUUUUCCCUGUCGGUCUCAUCCACUUCCAAUUCAAUAUCGGGAAUACCAAAGCAGUUGCAUUUGCUGGUCUCAGCAGCCAAAAUCCCGGAGUUAUCACGAUUGCAAAUGCAGUAUUUGGCUCUAACCCUCCCAUUAAUCCUGAUGUUCUCACUAAGGCCUUCCAGUUGGACAAGAAUAUUGUUACCUAUCUCCAAUCCAAAUUUUGGUGGGACAACAAUUAGUUCAUUUAAAUAUAUGGGAAUAAAAUUUCUUCAAUCAUAAGUUGUGAUUGUUUUGUUCUAAAUAAUGUGAGUUUUUAUUAAUAAUGUGCCUAAGCUGAUGCUUAUGGCAUGGUUUCUAGUUUGCUAGUGUACUUGCAAUGUUAAGAGCUAGUGACUUAUGUUUCCAUGUUAAGUUUUUUCUGUCUUACAUUUUGUAUCAAGAUUUACUUUCGAUAGUUGCUAUUUUUUUCGAUAAGGAUUAUUUUAAAUUGGUGUUACAA